Annulohypoxylon truncatum is the source of this 4062-nucleotide messenger RNA. Its product is annotated as putative carbamoyl-phosphate synthase arginine-specific large chain. The record is from RefSeq and is a predicted model, not a curated record. The coding region runs from base 241 to 3744 and encodes 1167 amino acids. Gene Ontology annotation, cellular component: cytoplasm; cytosol. Gene Ontology annotation, biological process: L-citrulline biosynthetic process; UTP biosynthetic process; 'de novo' pyrimidine nucleobase biosynthetic process. The transcript has 6 exons. Lineage: Eukaryota; Fungi; Ascomycota; Sordariomycetes; Xylariales; Hypoxylaceae. Gene Ontology annotation, molecular function: metal ion binding; ATP binding; aspartate carbamoyltransferase activity.
AUAUGGUGGCAUGCCUUGAAAUUUAUUAUUUACCUAGACCGGACCUUUAAGACUCACACAUUGUUUAGUGAUUCCAGAUACAUUGUGACUCAGGAGAGUUGAGGAAUCUUUUCCUAGAAGCUCAAUUGACUUCAAUUGGGAGCAGGGAGCCCCAAGCUUUGGCUCGUGAGCUCUUGAGCCCUUCUUCCUUCCUAACCUCCCAAGAUUCCAGCUCCUAGUUGCUAGGGGCAGCUUAUUACCAUGGCUCUCUCCACCAAGCUUGCAGGUCGUGCCCCUAUGCUGCUACGACAUAGCAGACGGCUACCUAUAACUCGAAGGCAGCUUACCACAACAAGCCUUCGAGCUCCCUCUCAGCUUCUUGCUUCGAAUCGAAAACCUGGUUUUUCACAGGAGAGGAACUUUUCUGUCACCGCCCUUUGUUCCGCUGCCAGCAUAGCUGCUCAAGAGGCACCGAAUCCGAAGGCCUACCUAGAGAGUGGCGUAAUAAAACCUAGGGAUGUUGUGAAUGUUAAGAAAGUGCUAGUUAUUGGUAGUGGUGGUUUAGCAAUUGGACAAGCUGGCGAGUUCGAUUACUCAGGUACUCAGGCCCUCAAGGCAUUAAAAGAGGCUGGUGUAGCCUCUGUCCUUAUAAAUCCAAAUAUUGCCACCAUCCAGACCAACCACAGCCUCGCCGACGAGGUAUACUACCUCCCCGUCACUCCGGAAUAUGUAACCUACGUUAUCGAGAAGGAACGACCCGAUGGCAUCUUCCUGUCCUUUGGUGGACAGACAGCGCUAAACCUGGGUGUGCAAAUGCAGCGCAUGGGGUUAUUCGAAAAGUACGGUGUUAAGGUACUCGGCACAAGCGUCCACACUUUGGAGCUAAGUGAGGACCGAGAUCUCUUUGCUAAGGCCCUCAACGAGAUUGACAUUCCAAUUGCCAAAUCAAUUGCUGUCGGUACUGUUGACGAUGCUCUGGACGCUGCCUCCAAGGUCGGAUAUCCUAUUAUCGUCCGCGCCGCCUACGCACUGGGAGGUCUGGGUUCCGGCUUUGCUAACAAUGAGGAGGAGCUGCGCAACAUGGCAGCUCGAUCUCUUACCCUCUCGCCCCAGAUCCUCGUUGAGAAAUCGCUGAAAGGUUGGAAGGAAGUCGAGUAUGAAGUUGUCCGUGAUGCGAAUAACAACUGUAUCACUGUCUGCAACAUGGAAAACUUCGAUCCCCUAGGAACUCACACAGGUGACUCAAUCGUCGUUUCACCCAGCCAAACUCUUAGCGAUGAGGAGUAUCACAUGCUUCGAACUGCGGCUAUUAAGAUUAUCCGCCAUCUUGGAGUUGUUGGCGAGUGUAACGUCCAAUAUGCCCUCCAGCCAGAUGGCCUCGACUACAGAGUAAUUGAGGUCAACGCUCGUCUUUCUCGGUCAUCAGCUCUCGCCUCGAAAGCUACUGGAUAUCCUUUAGCUUACACUGCGGCAAAGAUCGGACUUGGACAUACCUUACCCGAGCUACCGAAUGCCGUCACUAAGACUACCACUGCCAAUUUUGAGCCUUCUCUCGAUUACAUCGUGACAAAGAUUCCUCGUUGGGAUUUGUCCAAGUUCCAGCAUGUUAAACGCGACAUUGGCAGUGCUAUGAAAUCUGUGGGCGAAGUCAUGGCUAUUGGUCGUACUUUUGAGGAGUCUUUUCAGAAGGCUAUUCGUAAAGUUGACCCUAAGUUCGUUGGGUUCCAGGGUGACAAAUUUGAAGACCUCGACCAUGAACUAUCUCACCCAACGGACCGCCGAUGGUUGGCAGUAGGUCAGGCAAUGCUUCACGAGGGUUACACUGUUGACAGGGUCCAUGAGCUGAGCAAGAUUGACAAGUGGUUCUUGUAUAAGCUUCAAAAUCUUGUUGACUGCACCAAGGAAUUGGAAGCCGUCGGUAGCAUAAAUGGGUUGAAGCGCGAUCUUAUCCUCAAGGCCAAGAAGAUGGGUUUCUCUGACAGGCAAAUUGCGAACGCUGUCAAGAGCGACGAGGACUCCGUUCGUGCUCUUCGACUAAGCAUGGGCAUCCGCCCCUGGGUUAAGAGAAUCGACACGCUUGCUGCCGAAUUCCCGGCAGAGACGAAUUAUCUAUAUACUACUUAUAACGCUAGUACCCACGAUGUUACGUUUGAGGAUAAGCCGACGAUGGUCCUAGGAUCGGGUGUGUACCGUAUAGGUAGCUCGGUGGAAUUCGACUGGUGCGCUGUGAGCGCAACUGUCGCUCUUAGAAAGAUGGGCGAGAAAACUCUGAUGAUUAAUACAAACCCCGAAACGAAAUCCUCUGAUUUCGACGCUGCCGACAAAGUCUAUUUCGACGAGCUGAGCUAUGAGAGGGUGAUGGAUAUCUAUGAACUAGAACAAGCGAAUGGUGUUGUAGUGUCUGUCGGUGGUCAACUUCCACAAAAUAUUGCCCUGCGCCUUCAGGAGACGGGGAAGGCGAAUGUUCUAGGAACUGAUCCAAGGGAUAUCGACAAAGCCGAAGACAGACAGAAAUUCUCGGAGAUACUGGACUCGAUAAAUGUCGACCAACCUGAUUGGAAGGAAUUAACCUCUGUAGCUGAAGCCGAGAAGUUCGCCGAACAGGUUGGCUACCCUGUCUUAGUCCGUCCGAGUUAUGUUCUCUCGGGUGCUGCCAUGACUGUCAUCAGAAGCCAAGAAGACCUGAAAGACAAGUUACUGGCCGCGAGCGAUGUAUCACCUGAUCAUCCUGUUGUGAUAACCAAGUUCAUCGAGGGUGCUCAGGAGAUCGAUGUUGAUAGUGUUGCCAACCAAGGUAGCUUGAUCCUCCAUGCUGUUAGCGAGCAUGUUGAGCAAGCUGGUGUCCACUCUGGUGAUGCCACACUGGUCCUACCCCCAGUCAACCUAGACAACAGGACCAUGGAGCGAGUCAAGGAAAUUGCCAAAAAGGUUGCGAAGGCCUGGAAUAUUACCGGGCCAUUCAACAUGCAGAUCAUCAAAGCAGAUAACCCUGACGGCGGAGAGCCCGUACUCAAAGUCAUUGAGUGCAACCUUCGGGCCUCUCGAUCCUUCCCCUUCGUCAGCAAGGUUCUCGGCACUGACUUCAUCGAUGUUGCAACCAAGGCUCUCGUUGGCAAGGAUGUUCCCAGCCCUGCCGACCCGAUGGCUGUUAAGAGAGACUAUGUAGCUACCAAGGUCCCUCAAUUCUCGUGGACCCGUCUGGCCGGAGCCGACCCAUUCUUGGGUGUUGAAAUGGCUAGCACAGGUGAAAUGGCCUGCUUCGGCAAGGACCUUGUGGAGGCAUACUGGACGUCCCUUCAGUCUGCCAUGAACUUCCGCGUCCCCGAGCCCGGUGAGGGGAUCCUACUAGGUGGUGAGACGUCCAGGCCAUGGCUUACCAAGAUCGUGGACUACCUUUCACCCCUCGGAUACAAAUUCUACGCCGCUGAGGAGGACGUGAAGCACUUCAUCGAGUCGACUGCUAAGGAUCAGGUCACCGUAGAAGUAAUAGAGUUCCCCAAGGAGGACAAGCGUCUGCUCCGAGAAGUCUUCCAGAAGUAUGACAUCCGAGGAGUAUUCAACCUCGCCCUUGCCCGGGCUAAGACGGUCAUGGACGUGGACUACGUAAUGCGCAGGAAUGCUGUCGAUUUCGGCGUUCCCUUGUUCAUGGAGCCUCAGACUGCCAUGCUCUUUGCCCAGUGCAUGAACGAGAAGCUGCCCCGGAAGGAAGGUAUCCCGUCCGAGGUUCGCCGGUGGUCUGACUUCAUCGGUGGCAAGCCCCUGUAGAGUACCAGAUAUACCCUGUUUCAUCAAUCAAAAAUAAAAGUUAAAAAUCGCGACGUUUUCUGCGACGGCUCCGUUUUCUAUAACAGGCGUUGAUUAGGAUUAACCUAUUUUCCUCAAGGGCGGACGGGGCUUGUGAAACAAAAAAGGAGGCGACGAAGGAUGGGGUUCCUUUUCGAAUGGAAGAGUAGAAAGGAAAGGAGGCUAGGUAAAUAGUCUAUCUGACUUGAAUCAAAAUUUAAAUUACCUAAUAAACACAGACCAUCAGUGGGAAGGUCGCGUAAAUACUCCUAUAUCCUCUAUACUACAUCAUCAUCGUCA